ACAUAUUACGACAACAAAAGUCAAAAUUAAAUAACCAAUAACGAUUAACAAUAAACAGUAUUAUAAGAUGAUACAUGAGACUUGAUAUAGUUGAGGCAUAAAUUAUAAACAUUUGUUUUUUAUUUUCAUAUUUGUAUAGUUAUUUUUAAAUUGCAUUGUUGACUUUCUUUAAAUCAUGAGUUUCCAAUUGAAAAAACCUAGUGUAGUUUUAAAACAUCUCAAUUCUAUUGUUGAUAAAAAAAUAACUAAAGAAAAUACUUCUACAAAAUCAUCGCUUUGUGAAUUAUCUUUACAAAAAGAGGAAGAGAAAAAAAGACAUAAGAUUACAAUUAAAAGUGAUGAUGAUUCAACAACAAUUGAAUACAUGACUAACGAACAACUUCAAACUACAUUGAUUAAAAACUCAUUCCAAAAAACAGAAUCAUCUAAUAUUGAAAAAAAAAGCUUAAAUAAAUCUACUAUAAAAAUGUUAGAAACUCAAAAUCCAAACAAAAAAGAAAAUAGAAAUAAUGAUCUAAUUAGAUGUGCUACCAAAAUUCAUAAAAAUAGUUCAUUCAACCAAGAGACUUCUAAAUCAGAAAAAAGUGAAAUUUUAUUUGGUACUCAAAACACUGAAAGGAAUCACUGUGAUUCAAAUGUAUCAAAAGACAUUUUAUUUAAUGAUGAAAAUAUUAAUAAACUUGAUGUUACAUCUAUCAGUACUGUUCCAAAAUUAGAAGCUCAUAUAAAAAACUUAGAAAAAAUAGAAUAUGAAAUGUUACAAAAAGUAUUCAAUAUGUUUGUAAAUAUACCAGAGAAGUUAGCUAUUACCAUUCCUGGUCUUCGAGAUCCAUCAUCUUUACCUCACCUUAAAAAAGUUCGACAAAAAAUAAAAAAUAAAAUAAAAGUUGCCAAAGCACAAUUGAAAAGUCAAAAAAGUAUUACAAAAUUUGAGAACUCUUCAAUUUUAGAUGAUAUCUUUGUUGCAUCUGAUGAAGAUGAAAAUCUUGCAAAUAGAAUAUCUGAAAAUAUAUUUGAUGAUAUUCAAUUAGUGCAUGAUAAAAAAUUAUGUUUUCCAAUAAAUUUAAAUAAAAAUUUUCAAAUUAAACCAUCAUUGACUAAAAAUAAAGUUGAAAACUCACCAUGCACAACGACAUCAUUAAAAAAUAAUUUAGAGGAAAAUGUUUACAUGCUUGAAAAAAGUUCAAAUUUGAGCUGUCAAAAAUAUUCUGCUAGCUUUCAAACAACCAAUAAAACAAUAAAUGUUUGUACAGAUCAACUGAUUCAAACAGAUCAUAUAAAUAACAGUAGUAACAAAGAUCAAUGUUCAAGUACAAACUCGCCCAUGAAAGAGUUCAUUAAAACUGACUAUAAUUUUUCUUGGGAACUUUUAGCAGUAUUUAAAAAAACUUUUGGACUUCGACAUUUUCGUCCUAACCAAUUUGAAGCUAUUAAUGCUGCUCUGCUUGGACAUAAUUGUUUCAUUUUAAUGCCAACUGGUGGUGGCAAAUCAUUAUGCUAUCAAUUGCCUGCAGUUAUAACAAAAGGCAUAACUAUUGUGAUAUCACCAUUAAAAUCAUUAAUUAUUGACCAGACUCAAAAAUUAAAAUCUUUAGAUAUACCAGCAGCUCAUUUAUUAAGUAAUAUUACUCCCGACGAAGAAAAUGCAAUUUUUUCUGAACUUUGGGGAGCUGAUCCAGGAUUAAAAUUGCUGUAUGUCACGCCUGAAAAAGUUGCAGCAAGUGAUAAAUUAACACAAGUUCUAAACAAUUUGUAUUGUAGGAAUUUACUAGCUCGAAUAGUUAUUGAUGAAGCUCAUUGCGUGUCACAAUGGGGUCAUGAUUUUAGACCAGACUACAAGCGAUUAGACAUAUUUAAACAAAAUUAUCAAAAUGUUCCAAUUAUGGCACUAACAGCUACAGCAACCCAACGUGUUCGUAAAGAUGUUCUGCAUCAGCUUAAUAUAAAAGAAAUAAAAUGGUUUGUAUCCAGUUUUAAUCGACCUAAUUUAAUUUAUGAGGUGAUCCCUAAAAAAGGUAAAUCUUCAUUAUUAGAAAUUGCCAAUUUAAUAAAAUUGAAAUUCACACGUCAGUCUGGUAUAAUUUAUUGUAUGACUAAAAAAGAAUGUGAUAAUACUGCUCUUUUUUUAUCUGGAGAAGGAAUCAAAGCUGUAAGCUAUCAUGCAGGUUUAACUGAUAAAAAAAGAAAUGAUGUUCAAAUGCAAUGGACUUCUAAUAAAUCAAAUGUAGUUUGUGCUACUAUUGCUUUUGGCAUGGGAAUUGACAAGCCAGAUGUACGUUAUGUUAUACAUUUUUCAUUACCACAGUCUAUUGAAGGUUAUUAUCAAGAAUCUGGUAGAGCUGGACGAGAUGGCGAAGUAGCAUACUGUUUGUUGUACUACAACUAUUCAGAUAUGCAUCGUAUCAAAAAACUCAUUGAAAUUGGAGGUGGGGCUACUUAUGAAUCAAAAAAAGUACGCUUUUUUAAUCUCUGUAGAAUUGUAUCAUAUUGUGAAAAUAAAAUGGAUUGCCGUCGUGCUUUGCAACUAAACUACUUUGAUGAACAUUUUGAUAAAGCUCAAUGUAUUGCUAAUGAGAAGACCACUUGUGACAAUUGUCGAAUAAAGCAUUCCGUUAAAUUAAUUGAUGUUACAGAAGAAAGCAUUAAUCUAAUAAAAAUUAUUCAAGAAAUCUGUGGUUCAAGCAAUAAUUUUACAUUCACCCAUUUUGUAGAUAUUUUCAAAGGAAAAAAAACUCAAAAAGUGGUAUUACAUGGUCAUGAACAUUCUAAUAUAUUUGGCAAGGGUUUACACUGGGAUAGACAAGAUAUAGAACGAUUAAUACAUAAACUAAUACUUGAAGGUUAUUUAAGCGAAGAAAUGGUUGCAUUUAAAUCAGAUAUCAUGAAUGCGUAUAUUCGGAUAGGUCCUAAAGCAGAAUCACUUCUAGCGGGAUCUGUUAAGUUGUCACUUGCAUUCAGUCCAAAAACAAACACGAUAGAUAAUAAAAUUAUUAGUGUUAAAGAUAAUACUAUAAAUCCAAUUCUUGAAGAAAUAAAAGAAAAAUGCUAUACAAAUUUAAUGGAAAUAUGCCGUGGUUUAGCUGAAUCUUUGGGUAUUAGUACAAAUGCUGUUAUGACUGUCCAAGCGAUUCGUUCAAUGUCACAAUUAAUGCCCGAAACUGAAGAUGAUAUGUUGAAAAUUGAUGGUAUAACAAAAUCAAAUUUUGAAAAAUUUGGUCAACCUUUAUUAGAAAUUACACAACAAGCAGCUGCAGAAAAAUCAGCAAUUAAAAAUACUGAAGUGUAUCAAGAGAGCUCUAGUAAUAAUGAAUAUUAUCAAGGAAUUAAUGUUGAUUCUCCAAAUUAUGAAGAUAUAGUUAACAGAAUGAUGGAAACUACAAGUACUAGAGGAAUAAAACGAAAAACCACUUCCUCAACUAAUAAAAAAACCAAGCGUUUUAAAAGGACUAAAGGAAAAAAAAGGAAAAAUAGUUCCAAAGGAACGUCAACUUCAACAAUGGCAAAAAUACGUAGUGCGGCGAUUAAGCUGAAUGCUAAGUUACGUCCUACUAAAAAACCAGGAUUUUUACCAGCGCCAAAACAGACUUCGACAUAAAAAUGUAUUGAUAAUUAAAAAUGAAUACAUCACAUUUGUAUACACCAGUGGUCUUCAACCGGUGGGUCGUGACUAAUUUUUGGGUCGCGUUAUCUUAAAAAUUGGGUUGCGAUAAAUUUUUUUUUAAACAAAAUUUAAGUUUAAUAGAUGAAAAUAUAUUAAUAUUUUACCUACUUAAAUGUAAUUUUUAUUUAUUCAGUUAUAAUAGUACUACGUCAAAGCAUUAAGCAAUUGUAGCAUUUUUUCUACAAAGCUUACGUAGGUCACGAAAAAUUCAAGCCUAAAAAAAUGGCUCGCGAGUCUGAAAAGGUUGAAGACCACUGGAAUAGUCUAUAUUAGCAAACUUUCUUUGUUUAAUAUCUAGAAAGUCUUGCUGUUAUUAUAGAAUUUAGCAGAGAUGUGUGUGUGUGACAGACAUAUACGAAUAAACACGGUUAUCACACGGAUUUCAGUGUUAAUUAUUCGUUUAAAAUAUGUAAUAAAGAAGUUUUCAAUUAUAAAGUUUGUGUUAUACUUCUCCUUACAAUUGUGUUUGACCUCAAAAAACUAAGUAAUUGUGCUAGGAUAAUCAUGUUUUGUAAGUUAAGUUGAUAGUUUCUUAAAAGGAAUAAAUGUUAAAUGAUAAACAUAUGCCAAUGUACAUCUCUAUAAAUUGACAAUGCCGACCAAAAAAUAUUUUUGAUCUAAGGGAUUAACUAAAAAUGUACCGAGUAAGACAUUAUGGUUUUAGCACAUAUUACUCAGUAAGAAUGAUACGUUUAAGUAGUCA
Messenger RNA from Melanaphis sacchari, 4364 nucleotides. Its product is annotated as Bloom syndrome protein homolog. Gene Ontology annotation, cellular component: chromosome; cytoplasm; nucleus. NCBI's taxonomy places the organism in Eukaryota, Metazoa, Arthropoda, Insecta, Hemiptera, Aphididae. The record is from RefSeq and is a predicted model, not a curated record. The transcript is spliced from 19 exons. Gene Ontology annotation, molecular function: ATP binding; 3'-5' DNA helicase activity; nucleic acid binding. Gene Ontology annotation, biological process: DNA replication; double-strand break repair via homologous recombination. The coding region runs from base 176 to 3595 and encodes 1139 amino acids.